This is a messenger RNA of Labrus mixtus (cuckoo wrasse), 1824 nucleotides long. RefSeq names its product xylulokinase homolog (H. influenzae) (gene xylb). Lineage: Eukaryota; Metazoa; Chordata; Actinopteri; Labriformes; Labridae. The coding region runs from base 100 to 1698 and encodes 532 amino acids. Gene Ontology annotation, molecular function: D-xylulokinase activity. Gene Ontology annotation, cellular component: cytosol. Gene Ontology annotation, biological process: D-xylose metabolic process; xylulose metabolic process. The transcript is spliced from 19 exons. The record is from RefSeq and is a predicted model, not a curated record.
GAGUGUGUUACUGUCUCUUUAAGAGUUUAACCCUUCCUCCUCCUCUCCUCACUGACUGUGUGUCUCAGUGUGUGUGUGUUUGUGUGUGUGUUUGUGGUGAUGGCCGCUGCUCGGGACUCUCUCUAUCUUGGCUUUGAUUUCAGCACUCAGCAGCUGAAGGUGGUGGCUGUGGAUGGAAACCUGAGCGUGGUUCAUCAGAACAACGUGCAGUUUGACUCUGAGCUACCUGAGUUCAGGACUCAGGGAGGAGUUCAUAUCCAUGCUGACAAACUGACGGUCACCUCACCUGUGCUGAUGUGGGUGAAGGCUCUGGACCUGCUAUUGGACAAGCUGAAGAGGGCGGGGCUUGACUUCUCCCGUGUCAGAGCGUUGUCAGGCAGCGGACAGCAACACGGCAGUGUGUUCUGGAGAAAAGGAGCUUCUGAGACCCUGAAACAGCUCGACCCAGACCAGGACCUGAACCAGCUGCUGCAGGACAGCUUCUCCGUGUCAGACUGUCCCGUGUGGAUGGACUCCAGCAGCACUCAGCAGUGUCAUGAGCUGCAGGCGGCAGCAGGGGGCGCUCUAAGACUGGCUGAGAUCACCGGAUCAAGAGCCUAUGAGCGUUUCACAGGGAACCAGAUCGCUAAGCUGCGUCAGACCCGACCAAACGAGUUCCAGGAUGCUGAGAGGAUCUCAUUGGUCAGCAGCUUCGCCGCCUCUCUCUUCCUCGGUGAUUACGCCGCCAUCGACUUCAGCGACGGGUCAGGGAUGAACCUGUUGGACAUCAGGACCAGAACCUGGUCUAAGAUCUGCCUGGAGGCCACGGCUCCUCACCUGGACAGCCUGCUGGGAACUCCUCUACCCUCCACGUCUGUACUGGGUCCGGUCUCCUCCUACUUCGUGCAGCGAUACGGUUUCUCUGACAGCUGCAGAGUGGUGGCUUUCACCGGAGACAACCCAGCGUCUCUGGCAGGAAUGAGACUCCAACAAGGAGACAUCGCCGUGAGCCUGGGGACCAGUGAUACGGUGUUUUUGUGGCUCCAGCAGCCUCGUCCGGCUCUGGAGGGUCACAUCUUCUGCAACCCGGUCGAUUGGCAGGCGUACAUGGCUCUGCUGUGCUUUAAGAACGGAUCUCUGAUGAGGGAGCGAAUCAGGAACGAGUGUACUGAAGGAUCAUGGGAACAUUUUUCUGCCUCCCUGAGAGACACGCCGCUGGGAAACAACGGACACAUUGGUUUGUAUUUCGACACGAUGGAGAUCACGCCUCCUGCAGUCGGCGUUCAUCGCUUCGACCAUGAAGACAACGAGGUGUCCUCGCUGAGUCCUCAGGUGGAGGUGCGGGCGCUGGUGGAGGGUCAGUUCCUGUCCAGGAGGCUCCACGCUGAGAGGCUGGGCUACUCCAUCAUUCCAGGAACCAGAGUUUUGGCAACAGGCGGAGCUUCAUCGAACAAAGAGAUCCUGCAGGUUCUGUCUGACGUGUUCAACGCUCCCGUUUACACCAUCGACAUCUCCAACUCCACCUGCCUGGGCGCCGCGUACAGAGCGCUGCACGGCCUCGUUGCUGAAACUGGAGUUUGUUUCUUUGACGUGGUGAAAAAAGCGCCAGAACCACAGCUGAUCGUCACGCCACAUCGUACAGCACAGGAGGUGUACGACACGAUGUUGAGACGCUUUGCCCGAUUGGAGGAGAGAGUCCUUCAGGAGACACGCCCCUGAGCCACAGCGACCAAUCAGCUCUUUGGAAAAGUUCAGUUAGAAAAAACAAAGUUUUCUAAAGUUGAUUUUAAAUGUGAAAUAUUAAAUAUUUACUCGAUUCCCAACAAAGAGCUGAAGAUGAAGAUA